CGCCGGGCAACGCCGCCGCAUUUCCCGCGGCGCGCGAUCACGGCCGUUAACCCGCGCCACCCAGUGCGCGCGCGGGCGCGGCAUUCCUCGGCUCCAGGUCUCGUCGGGCCUCUCUCCCCAUCCCGCGCGCCGGAGAGAAACGAGGCCGGGAUGGCGUCGUCGGCGGACUCGUCGCCCACGAGAUGGGGCCCCAAGGAGCAGCGCAGCCUCUACCUCCGCUGGUUCUACCUCGCCGACGACGACGGCGACGGGCGGCUGACGGGGAGAGACGCGCUCAAGUUCUUCGCCAUGUCCAACCUCUCCAGGGAUGACCUCAAGCAGGUUUGGGCAAUUGCUGAUUCCAAACGUCAGGGUUACCUUGGAUUCUCGGAGUUUAUGACCGCUAUGCAGCUGGUUUCUCUGGCACAGGCAGGGCAAGAGAUCAGUCAAGACACCCUUUCACAUGCAGAUUUGGGUAGUUUGCAGCCUCCGACAAUGGAAGGUCUGGAUAAAAAACUAAAGAAAAAGAGUAAUGGAAAUAAGAGCGGCUCCGAUAUUGUUGCGUACCAUCCGGUUGAAUCACCUAUGUCAGCUAACUGGUUUAACUCGAAGUCGGGAAAGAAGAUCGCUUUGAAAUCAGUUACCUCGAUCAUCGAUGGACUAAAGAAAUCAUACAUUGAGAAGUUGAGGCCUCUAGAAAAGACCUAUCAAUAUAAUGACUUUGUUUCACCUUUGUUGACUAGCAGUGAUUUUGAUGCGAAGCCAAUGGUCAUGCUAUUGGGUCAAUACUCCACCGGAAAAACCACGUUCAUAAAGCAUUUACUAAAGACAAGUUAUCCAGGUGCCCAUAUUGGCCCAGAGCCUACAACUGAUAGAUUUGUUGUUAUUACUUCUGGUCCAGAUGAAAGAUGCAUUCCUGGGAACACAAUUGCUGUGCAGGCUGACAUGCCAUACAGUGGCCUGUCAUCGUUCGGAACGGCAUUUUUAUCGAAGUUUGAGUGUUCUCAGAUGCCUCAUCCAUUACUGGAUCAUAUUAGCUUCGUGGACACUCCUGGAGUUCUAUCAGGGGAGAAGCAGAGGACGCAGCGCAGCUAUGAUUUCACUGGAGUUACAUCAUGGUUCGCGGCCAAGUGCGACCUUAUCCUUCUCCUAUUUGACCCCCAUAAGCUCGACAUCAGCGACGAGUUCAAGCGUGUGAUCAUGUCACUACGUGGACACGACGACAAGAUACGGAUAGUCCUCAACAAGGCAGACCAAGUUGAUGCGCAGCAGCUGAUGAGAGUCUACGGCGCACUGCUAUGGUCGCUGGGCAAAGUUCUGAACACGCCAGAGGUCAUGCGUGUGUACAUAGGAUCGUUCAACGACAAGCCGAUCCGGGAGACGGCGGCCGGGCCGCUGGGCACGGAGCUGUUUGAGCGAGAACAGGAGGACCUGAUGUCCGACCUGAACGACAUCCCCAAGAAGGCCUGCGACCGCCGGAUCAACGAGUUUGUGAAGCGUGCUCGGUCGGCGAAGGUGCACGCCCACAUCAUCAGCCAUCUGAAGAAGGAGAUGCCGGCGCUGAUGGGGAAGGCCAAGGCGCAGCAGAAGCUGCUGGAGACCCUGGACGAGCAGUUCACCAAGGUUCAGAAGGAGAUGCACCUCCCCGCCGGCGACUUCCCAAGCGUGGAUGAGUACCGGGAGAUGCUGAGCGCCUACAACUUCGACCGGUUCGAGCGGCUGCGGCCCAAGAUGGUGCAAGGCGUGGACGACAUGCUCGCCUACGACAUCCCCGACCUCCUCAAGCAGUUCAGGAACCCCUACCAGUGAGCCAGCGACAGAUGAUGAGCUGAUGACUGGGAGACCCAAGGUAGAUUUGUGAUUUGUGGAUCCGUAACAAGAGAGGAGCUGCAUACCGGAACGUUCGGGACACCGGAACCUAUGGGGUUCAUUCACGGGCAACCAUACCAUGUCCUCUUUGUGGAAAUUUCCGUGAUGCGAAAGGGAAAAAAUGUCUGUUUUACACCCUGAAAUUGUAGAUUCUCACCGAAAUGAACCAUAAACUCCUAAUCUCUAA
Lolium perenne is the source of this 2035-nucleotide messenger RNA. RefSeq names its product EH domain-containing protein 1. NCBI's taxonomy places the organism in Eukaryota, Viridiplantae, Streptophyta, Magnoliopsida, Poales, Poaceae. Gene Ontology annotation, biological process: endocytosis; endosomal transport. Gene Ontology annotation, molecular function: protein binding; calcium ion binding; GTP binding. The record is from RefSeq and is a predicted model, not a curated record. Gene Ontology annotation, cellular component: plasma membrane; cytoplasm.